Messenger RNA from Bactrocera tryoni, 579 nucleotides. RefSeq names its product suppressor protein SRP40-like. The transcript has a single exon. NCBI's taxonomy places the organism in Eukaryota, Metazoa, Arthropoda, Insecta, Diptera, Tephritidae. Bases 1 to 579 code for a protein of 192 amino acids. The record is from RefSeq and is a predicted model, not a curated record.
AUGAAUGCUGUUAUUGUUUGUGGACAACCUGAAUCGCCUGAUCUAGAUCCAUUAGACUCCGACCUACCGGAUAAUGAAACAAUGAUGGCCAAAGAUCCACUAUCGUUGUCCAACGUGGAGCGCAUUUCGGCAUCUUCGAAGCACGAAGUAAAGAAUGACGACAAUUUGAGUGUAUCUACCACAUCGAGUAGCUUAAAAGACUCGGAGUCUUCAGCAACAACAGCCACUGACAGCAAUACCAGUUAUACUUCGAACACGUCCUCAGAAUACUCACAGGAUGACAGUGAAAGUAGCAGUAGUGACUCCAUUUAUACGAGCACUCCUCUAGGUAAUUAUGGUAAUUAUAUGUUGGCACCAUAUGUUGCCAUACCCACUAGAUCACGAAAGAGACUUCGUGGUAGACGCUUGAAUUUUGAUGAUUUGAGCUCAGACAGCGAUCCACUGGAAUGUUCUGUUGAUGAGAGUGAAAGUGCUGAACCGAAGGCAAAACGGGUAGCAGUGGCAGAAUGGAUUAAUGAUAUGGAGCAAUUUUAUGCAUUAAAGAAGCCAAAGUGUAGUAGUACAGAGGAUGAGGAAUGA